AUGGCUUCCUCACCCACAUCCUACCGUCCCCGACAAAAAAAGAAGCUCCCAACAACCUUCUCCGGGACCAACAAUAAUGACCUGAUCCUCGACGCGGGCUCCCCGCAUGCAGCUCCUGCUUUCCCGCUGGUUUCAUUCAUGUGGUUUGCGCGCGGUGCUACUUCGCAAUGGAUUAUACUUCCGCUGAUUCUGAUGGUGGUCGGGUUGUUUCGGUGGGCUGUGAGUUUGUGGGGGUAUUCUGGAUUCAAUAUGCCUCCGUUACACGGCGACUUUGAAGCGCAAAGACAUUGGAUGGAGUUGACUAUUCAUCUGCCACUCACGAAGUGGUACUUUUAUGACUUGCAAUACUGGGGGCUUGAUUAUCCGCCAUUGACGGCUUAUCAUAGCUGGUUGUUGGGAAAGAUUGGCUCACUGGUUGAUCCGGCUUUCUUCGCCCUCGACGCAUCGCGGGGUGUCGAAGACCCUCUUCUCAAGCUCUAUAUGCGCGCCACCGUUAUUGUAUCCGAAUAUCUUGUCUACAUACCCGCUGUCGUGCUCUUUGCACGUCGUUAUGGUCGUCUUCUCGGGGUACCGAUGUGGUCGACUUCAAUAGCACUGAUCGCUAUAUUGAUGCAGCCUGGAAACAUCCUGGUCGACCACGGUCAUUUCCAAUAUAAUACGGUCAUGCUGGGGCUUAUGGUGGCUAGUGUCGAAAGUAUACUGACCGGCCGACUACCAUUGGCAUGUGCAUUCUUUGUUGCGGCAUUGUCCUUCAAACAGAUGGCACUUUACUAUGCGCCCAUCAUGUUCUCAUUUCUCCUGGGUAGUUGCAUCUUCCCGCGCAUACGGAUUGGUCGCUUCUUGGCUAUAGCUUUAUCGACAGUGGCAGCUUUUGCGAUCAUACUCGCGCCAUUCAUCGCCGCAUCGCUGAAUGAUUGGGCUCAUGGGACUGCAUUGCCCGGUUCUUUACCGGCCCUCAUCGCGGAUCUGCCGAUUAAACUAGACGCGAAAGCUUGGUACUAUACGCCACUCCUUCAGCUCGGCCAGCUUAUUCACCGCGUAUUUCCCUUUGCACGUGGCUUGUUUGAGGACAAGGUCGCAAACGCCUGGUGCGCCAUCCACACAUUCUACAAACUACACCGGUUUCCAGCGCCACUGUUGCAGCGUGCAUCUCUCGCCGCUACACUGGCAUCGAUAUCUGUCCCUUGUCUCAUAAUCUUCCGCUAUCCACGCCCACAAUUGCUCUUACUUGCCCUGAGCAGUUCCGCAUGGGGCUUUUUCCUCUUCUCUUUCCAAGUUCACGAAAAGAGCGUCUUACUGCCUUUACUCCCGAUGACCCUCCUCUUCGCCAGCGACGGAGGCCUCAAUAAAGUCAAUCGCGCCUGGAUAGGUUGGGCCAAUAUCCUUGGCGCCUGGACAAUCUAUCCCUUACUCAAACGUGAAGAACUCCGCAUCCCAUAUUUCGUCAUUACCUUCCUAUGGACGUAUCUCUUGGGAUUGUUCCCUACCUCGAUCGAGAUUUUCAGGGCAAGAAACAUCACGACGACGACCAAAGAGGCGUCCGUGAGUGGUCUCACGGUGUUGAUUCACACAAUCUUCUAUCUGAGUAUGAUCGGUUGGCAUGUCCUCGACGCAUUCGUGCAACCACCAGCCGACAAACCGGACUUGUGGGUUGUAUUGAAUGUGCUUAUUGGCGCGAGCGGAUUUGGUUUGGCGUAUCUGUGGACGACGAGCAAUCUGAUUGCGCAGGCGUAUAGAUUGAGCGGGAAACCGGCUGGGGAUGUAAAGAAGACUCAAUAA
Messenger RNA from Talaromyces amestolkiae, 1779 nucleotides. RefSeq lists its product as uncharacterized. The record is from RefSeq and is a predicted model, not a curated record. Bases 1 to 1779 code for a protein of 592 amino acids. Gene Ontology annotation, biological process: protein N-linked glycosylation. Gene Ontology annotation, cellular component: endoplasmic reticulum membrane. Gene Ontology annotation, molecular function: dolichyl pyrophosphate Man9GlcNAc2 alpha-1,3-glucosyltransferase activity. The transcript is spliced from 3 exons. Lineage: Eukaryota; Fungi; Ascomycota; Eurotiomycetes; Eurotiales; Trichocomaceae.